UCUCAAUGCGACAACAACAAAAAAAAAUAAAAUAAAAAUAGCGCAGUGAAUGAGUUCUUCCUACUGAAAGCAGCAAAGAAAGACAUCACCAUAAAAAUCACACGCAUCAGAUCUCUUUCCCCUAUCUGUUAACACAAUGGCUCCUGUUGCUCCUCGAUCCGGCGAUGCAAUCUUCGCUAGCGUUGAGCACGUGAAUGCGGAGUUAUUUACGUUGACUUAUGGAGCAAUUGUGCGUCAGUUGCUUACGGAUCUUGAAGAAGUUGAGGAAGUUAAUAAACAGCUUGAUCAGAUGGGUUAUAAUAUUGGAGUUCGACUGAUUGAUGAGUUUCUAGCAAAAUCCAAUGUUUCCAGAUGUGUGGACUUCAAGGAGACAGCUGAUGUAAUCGCAAAGGUUGGAUUCAAAAUGUUCCUAGGGGUAGGUGCCUCUGUUACCAACUGGGAUGCUGAUGGGACAUGUUGCAGCAUUGUUUUGGAGGACAAUCCCCUGGUAGACUUUGUUGAACUUCCAGACACAUGUCAAGGUCUAUACUAUUGCAACAUCUUAAGUGGAGUCGUUAGAGGGGCACUAGAGAUGGUGUCAAUGAAGACUGAAGUGACAUGGGUUCGUGAUAUGCUUCGAGGUGAUGAUGCAUUCGAGUUGCAGGUGAAACUUCUAAAGCAAGUUCCAGAGGAGUACCCAUACAAGGAUGAUGAGUAACAUAAUUGGGCUUUUGGUGUGCUCUUUAUACAGUUUAUGCUCUUUAUUUCUCGUCUUUAUCUUAUGAAGAACAUAGAUUUUUCAACAUAUUGUCUUCUACUAAUGCUUAUUUACAUGAACGUUAAAUGCACUUAUUUUAGUAUUUGUAUUC
Populus nigra (black poplar) is the source of this 848-nucleotide messenger RNA. RefSeq lists its product as uncharacterized. Gene Ontology annotation, cellular component: cis-Golgi network membrane; TRAPP complex; cytosol. The record is from RefSeq and is a predicted model, not a curated record. Gene Ontology annotation, biological process: endoplasmic reticulum to Golgi vesicle-mediated transport; intra-Golgi vesicle-mediated transport. Lineage: Eukaryota; Viridiplantae; Streptophyta; Magnoliopsida; Malpighiales; Salicaceae. The transcript has 5 exons. The coding region runs from base 137 to 697 and encodes 186 amino acids.